Messenger RNA from Vittaforma corneae ATCC 50505, 564 nucleotides. RefSeq lists its product as uncharacterized. Gene Ontology annotation, biological process: nucleobase-containing compound metabolic process. The record is from RefSeq and is a predicted model, not a curated record. Gene Ontology annotation, molecular function: AMP kinase activity; ATP binding. Lineage: Eukaryota; Fungi; Microsporidia; Nosematidae. The transcript has a single exon. The coding region runs from base 1 to 564 and encodes 187 amino acids. Gene Ontology annotation, cellular component: cytoplasm.
AUGUCGACAACAUGCUGCACAACACAGAAACUGAACUUGAUUGUAAUUGGGCUCCCUGGCUGUGGAAAAGGUACACAGUCUGCUAAAAUAGCUAAGCACUAUAAUCUUAAACAUGUUACAUCGGGGGACUUACUGAGACAAGAGGUGGAAAGAAACAGCAAAUACGCCAAGCAGAUCCAGGAGCUGAUGAAAACGGGCAAGCUGUUUCCCGAUGAUCUGGUGAAUAGUAUUCUUCUCGAGCAUGUCCCCAAGGAAAACUAUAUUUUGGACGGAUACCCCAGGAAAUUAUCACAAGUAAAGACGUUUGAAGAUAUUGAUCUUGUAAUCUACAUUGAGUUGCCAGAGCAAGAGGCCGUUAGAAGAAUUCUUCAUAGAAACCAGGGCAGAUCAGAUGAUAGCGAGGAAGCUGUAAAGGUAAGACUGAGAGCCUUUGAUAGAGAAACCGAGCCCGUAAUUGAGUACUACAAAUCACGAGGCAUACUGGAAGUUGUCGAUGGGCAAGGCAGUGAAGAGGAAAUAUUUGGGAGGAUCCAAGAACUUAUUUUUAAGAAAUUUAAUAUUUAA